AGUGCAUCGUCGACGCCUACGAGCCAAGCCCGACAGGAUCGAUUCUGUAACCGGUUGGAAGGCAGGAAGAGCAAACGGCGUCUCGAAAAGUGACUGUGAUAAAUGGGAGGUGACGAAAGAGGAGAAAUGCCCGGGUCCCCCUGCUCGUUUUGCUAACACCAAAGGUCGUUUCGUUGAUUGCGGGGCCGGUGUUCGGAGAGAGACGCUCAAACGAGUGGAAAAACGGCUGGAACCUGUCAAUCAACACCCACUCACCUAUGAGACAGCAGGAUGGAGGGAGAGAGCUCAGCAGGAAAUCCCUCCGCUGCCUCGUCUCGCUCACUUCCUGUCCAGGCCGAGUCGUUUGAUGGAACUGAUUGGACCUCUGAGGAGACCGCCAGCCGCACAAACUGCGUGGUGCCGCCCACACUGGAUCAGCACCACCUGGGGGACACAACCGCCGCCAGUCCUGAGCAAGACCAAACUCGGGAGGACGUGACUCCGUGUCCCCCCGGCUCCAAUGACCCCCGGCCGGAGGAUUUCUCCAUUGAGAACCGAACCCCGCAGGGAGCGACCCAGCCCGAACCGACAGACCGGCACGCUCUGGAGGAUCCGGCCCAGCUUCCUUCCAUGACGAACCAACGUCCGUCCGAAUCAACCCUGGCUCCGCCGGUCACCAUUGAGGCUUACUGCACACACAACCACCUGCAGACCCCGGACUGUCCCGGGCCCAAACUCUGCGGGUACCUCCACAAGCAGGCCGGCCCGCUGAAGGCCUGGAAGCUGCGCUGGUUCACCUAUGAGGAGAAGAAGUGCCAGCUGUUCUACUUUCGCACCCCGCAGGAUGUGACGCCGCUGGGCCGGGUGGAGCUGGACAGCGCUACCUUCACCUACCCCCUGAAAGGAGAGAGUGGGACGUUCCACAUCCAGACCCCCGAACGCACCUUCAUACUGAAGGCGGCCCAUCAGGAGGCCAUGAUGUACUGGCUGCAGCAGCUGCAGCUGAGGAGGUGGCAGCACCGGGAGCAGCUCUGCGGACCGGCGUGCCGCUCCGCGUCCGACUCCACCAACAACAACGGCGGCAGCAGCUGCUGUCCCGAUGACUUCCUGCCCAAGGUGAAGAGUCCACCGGGGCUUGUAGGGGAGGAGGCGGCCAACCUGCCGCCGCUUCAGCGCACCUUGCUGGCCAACAUGUCAAUCAAACACCCCCUCAUCGAGAUCCAAAACUCGGUGCACAGUUUGACACGUAGGAGAUCUUCUCAGGAGUUGAGUCAGAGCGUGUUUCAUGUGGAUGCUCCGCCAUGGAUCCCACCAGAGCCCCCCCGCACCCCUAGUGCUCCCAACACCCCUGUUGACUCGCCCACCCCCACCACUCCACUCCAACCAGCUGACCCGUCACCACAGCUCCCCCCAGUGAACGGCAGGCAGUCCCCAUCCCUGUUUGACCCCCAUAGGAGCCGUAGGAAGAAGAGCCGCAGCUCAUCCACCAUGCCCAUCAUCCGCAGGGACACUUCCACCACAGACAAGAUAUCCCGCCUCCAGCAGGAGAAUCACAUGCUGGCAGGGGAGGUCAAGAGUCAGAAGGAGCUGGUGUGGCUCCUCCACAAGACGUUGGAAGCAGCCCAGCUGGAGAAGAGAACAUGUAGUGAGUUCCUGAUGGCUGAGGGUGAGCAGGAGCGUCUAGAGCUGCUGCGACACCGUGAACGCCAAGCCGCCGACCUGCGGAGCCGGCUGGAGGAGGUGAAGACUGAGGCAGCGACACUAAGGCAGAGCCUGGCCCAGAGAGACGCCCACAUCGCGGAGCUGCAGGAGAACAUGAGCAUGAUGAUGGAGAAGAACCAGGCCAAGCAGGAGGUAAUCCUGAAGCUGUCAGACCAGGUAGCGACCUGUAUGUCCGAUCCCAGGAGGUCUGUUCCCUCCUCCAAUGGUCUAGAGGCUCACACCUUCACACAGCUCCAGAAGGACAUUGAGAACCUCAAGGACGACAUAGAGGCUUACAAAAUUCAGAACAAGUUCCUGAACUCUGAGAUCUACCAGCUGACCAAGCUUUGGAGGAACAGCUCCGAACAGGAGAAGAGCCUGAUGGUGAAGUGUGCAUAUCUGGAGGCCAGUAGCUGCCAGGAGGAGAGUCGCUAUUUGGGAGUUCUACGGAAGCUUCAGGAGAACAAAGCUCUGGGUCCAUGUCAGCGGGAGGCCGUCAGCAAGCUGAUCGAUGAUGCUCUGAAAGGAGACUUGAAGAGCGUCAUCAAACUCAACCCAGUCAGGGAUUAUGAUGAAUACGGCUUUAAAAUCAUUCCGGACUACGAAGUGGAGGACAUGAAACUGCUGGCUAAGAUCCAGGCCCUGGAGAUCCGAUCCCACAACCUGCUGCAUCAGGAGGCCGGCGAUAAGCCCUGGUUGGGUCGGUGGGCUCAGUACCUGGCUUGUCGCUCUGACGACGACCUCUGCCCCUCACCAGAGUUAAAGAAUCUCCUCCGAGGAGGCGUCCCGCACGAGUACCGCCAGCGGGUGUGGCGCUGGCUGGUCUACGCCAGGACCCAGUCAGUCAGGGAGCACCACCCACAGCGCUACAGACAGCUCUGUGAGAUGAGUCACACCUCCCCGCACCCGGCUUCCAGACAGAUCCAGUUAGACCUGCACCGCACCCUCACAACCAAUCAGCACUUCUCCUCCCCAUCUAGUCCCGCCCUGCAGCAGCUCCAACGCAUCUUAUUGGCCUUCUCCUGGCAGAACCCAGCCAUUGGCUACUGCCAGGGCCUCAACAGACUGGCGGCCAUUGCCCUCCUGAUUCUGCAGAAUGAAGAAGAUGCUUUCUGGUGUCUGGUUGCCGUGGUGGAAGCCAUCCUGCCGCCGGACUACUACACCAAAGAACUGAUAGCCUCACAGGCAGACCAGCGCGUCCUGAAAGACUUCAUGGCGGAGAAGCUCCCCAGGCUGAUGGCUCACUUUGAGGAGCACAGCAUCGACGUCUCCCUCAUCACCUUCAACUGGUUCCUGGUGCUGUUUGUGGAGAGUCUCCCCAGUGACAUCCUGCUGCGGGUGUGGGACGCCUUCCUCUACGAGGGCACCAAGGUGAUAUUCCGCUAUGCUCUGGCCCUCUUCAAGUACAAAGAGGACGACAUCCUGAAGAUCCAGGACAACGUCGAGAUCUACCAAUACCUGCGCUUCUUCACCAAGACCAUCUUCGACGGCAGGAAGCUGACGGGCAUCGCCUUCAGCGUCAUGAACCCGUUCCCCCGCAGGCUGCUGCGGAACAGGCGCGCGGUGCACCUGGAGCGCCUGCAGGGGGAGCUACGAGAGCUGGAGCAGCAGCAGAAGGAGUUUGUCACAGAGAGCGCUCAACGCAAGGACAAGGAGCUGGACACCAUGGUCAGCGAGGACGACGAUGAACUUUGACCUCGCCCGGACAGGCGUGGACCGAGCAAUACGGGCGCUGUACCACCCCUACGCAAGGUUCAAAACAACUACUCAAGACUUUUCUCUCCGUCUCCCUUUGCCCUUCGUACCUGAUGGUGGUUUGAAAGGUGACGCGAUGACCAGGAUCGGAGCUUUUGCUCGCUCGGUCCAGUUCAACAAAAGAUGAUAUUCUGUAUUUGUACUUCCUGCUUUGGCUGCGGGUUCGACCAAACCACCCGAGAGAUGCGGAUAUAAAGCCCACAUCGCACAAGAACCACAACAUCAUGGAAGCUGCGUCGCGUUUCCAGCUCCGCAGCUUAAGAUGCGUCUUCCUAACCGGGAGUCAAGUGGUUUGCUGCAGCGCCACCUACAGCCUUUCGUGUAAACCAUUAACUUCAUCUGGUUAUAAAGUAGUUAAGAGGUCAGAAACAGCCUCACAGUCCAAAGGUCACACGCCAACGAGCAAGGCGGUGAAACCCCGACCAGCUUUUUGAUUGUUGGCCACUGUGGAGCGUCAGCUAAACGCCUAAAAUGUAUUGAUCGUCCUCAAACAAUGAACAUUUUAAAAAGAGGACAUGGACAUUUACACUCAUAACCUGUAUUGAUAUUCACAUUAUUCUAAGUCUUAAUGCACAGCGCCACACCUCAGUGUACGGCUGAGACAAAGAAUUAAAAAGUGUAUAUUUGCUCUUAAAGGGAUACCUUACCUUGACACUGUAUUUGAGUUGUUGUUGUUAUUUUAUGUCUUAUCGUUAUUUAAAUG
Lampris incognitus (smalleye Pacific opah) is the source of this 4138-nucleotide messenger RNA. It is a transcript of the gene tbc1d2, whose product is annotated as TBC1 domain family, member 2. The transcript has 17 exons. NCBI's taxonomy places the organism in Eukaryota, Metazoa, Chordata, Actinopteri, Lampriformes, Lampridae. Bases 271 to 3375 code for a protein of 1034 amino acids. The record is from RefSeq and is a predicted model, not a curated record.